AAGUGACAUUCGUCCCUGGAGGCGUAUCUUGGCAGUGUGGGGAAUGUGAGUUCAACAAGUAUCGUACGACCAUUUUGUCGGAAUGUGACACAGGCAUUGCGAAUGAGGGACUCCUCAUAUUGUGCGACAUUUUUUCUGCUGAUGCUCAGACUCCUUCUUUCCCGGAAAUAUGAUGAGAAAUGAGGAAGAAGAGUGUCAUGGAGGAAAGAGGAGGAAGCUUGCCCCUACGACGAAUGGUGAAGGAGAAGAAACCAUUGGACUUCUCAGCCACAACGUUAGCAGUACCAAUCAUCUGUCGAGCGCGCAAAAUCUUUACACACUCGGCCAAAAGAUUACCCACAUACUUCGACUGGUUAAAUUACACUUUCUCAAAGGCAGACCUGAACGAAUUUUCCCACUAGUCAAGAACCACCUCUUAACAACUAUCAUCUUCCUCGUCCCCUCCUUCCUACACCGAACUACAACUCCAUCCAAGCUCCACUCCACAUCGUAUCUCGAUGGUCUACGUGGCGUGGCAGCUUUCUUCGUUUUCAUACACCACAGCGUGAUCGACUGGUACCCCUUCCUCAAAUAUGGAUAUGGUUCAUCAGCUGAUGACCACAAUAUAUUCCAACUACCUUUCAUACGAUUGCUAUAUUCGGGUGGAGCUAUGGUUUGCAUAUUUUUUGUCAUUUCGGGGUUCGUCUUAAGCAAGAAGGGACUCAUGCUGAGUCGUAAUGGGGAACAUCAACGACUUCUCGACUUACUGGCCUCAUCGGUGUUUCGCCGAGCUAUGCGAUUACACAUUCCCACCAUUAUAUCUAGUUUCUUGUCCAUGUUGAUGGUUCGUUUGAACUGGUACGAAAAGCGGCAUUGGACUCCAAAAAGACUUGGCACCUUUUCAGAGCAGUGGGCACACUGGUGGCUUCAUACGCAGUACAUCUUGAACCCCUUCCAGGAGAUCGGUGGUCGAGAGAUUUAUUGGCCACCUUACAAUUUUCACCUCUGGACGAUUCCAAUGGAAGUCUACGGUUCCAUGAUUGUGUUCAUAUCGUUGCUCGCUUUCUGUAAACUGCCAGAAAUCCUGCGCAUCAUAUUACUCGCAGGUUUCACAUUGUAUUCAUUGUGGAGUAUUGGAUACUGGCCUGUAUUCCUAUUUCUAUCGGGUACCACCCUGGCCGCGAUUCAUGUCUGGGAGACGUCUCCUGCUCUUCCUCCCCAAUUAGCGCCAGCAACGCAAGGCACUAGCACUUUAUAUUUGGCUCGAUUCUCAUCUGCCCUCCCUUCAUAUCUUGAGAAGUCCACUCCAAUCAAUUGAGCCUCACAAAUUCAACUUCGUCGUCAACUCAUUACACACUCAUUCAACUUCUCUGUACUAAAGGAAGUCGCUUUCAAAUACGUGCGAAACUGCUCCGUAAUGACCGUUGACAGAGUCUUUUAUAUAGAUUUUACACAUUGGUAUACGGAGAUUGCGAGAACAGUGAUGCGACUACAGGGCUUUCAAGUCA
Molecule: messenger RNA, 1487 nt
Organism: Mollisia scopiformis
Lineage: Eukaryota; Fungi; Ascomycota; Leotiomycetes; Helotiales; Mollisiaceae
Exons: 1
Coding region: 170-1297 (375 amino acids)
Biological process (GO): polysaccharide biosynthetic process
Cellular component (GO): membrane
Molecular function (GO): acyltransferase activity, transferring groups other than amino-acyl groups
Source: RefSeq, a predicted model, not a curated record